Messenger RNA from Gracilinanus agilis (Agile Gracile Mouse Opossum), 1303 nucleotides. RefSeq names its product synaptonemal complex central element protein 1-like. Gene Ontology annotation, biological process: synaptonemal complex assembly. The record is from RefSeq and is a predicted model, not a curated record. Gene Ontology annotation, cellular component: synaptonemal complex. Lineage: Eukaryota; Metazoa; Chordata; Mammalia; Didelphimorphia; Didelphidae.
GACUUUUGUAAUUGGUAGUAUUCAGCUUUGAGUAGGUGAUAAAAAUCAGCUGGAAAUAAAAAAUUCACCAAGUAAAGGUUCAGGAAAAAAAAAAAGAAGUGUUCAAAGAUAUCUUAUGGUCUUUUCUUUAAUUUGAGGUAUUUAAUUUUAGUGUUUUAAUGGUUGGGUGGAUGAUCUGCGCACGCGCGUCCCCGCGAGAGUACGUUGUAGUUGGUGCGGAAGAAGAGGCGGUAGCCAUGGCGUCGUCGUCGCCGUCGUCGUCUGGCGCGGGAGGAGGCCCCAACAGUUCUAGAAACGUAGAGCCUAAGAUUGAAGGUAUGAUCAACAGAAUUAAUGAACUGCAACAAGCUAAGAAAAUUGCAAAUAAGGAGCUCUGUGAGACCCAGGCCCAUAGGCAAUCUCUGCAGAAAGAACUAGAUGAAUUGAGUUUGGAGGAGACACAUUUGAAGGAAAUCUUGAACAAGAAGCAAGAAACCCUGAGGAUCCUUCGCCUGCAUUGCCAGGAAAAAGAAACUGAGGCCCUAAGACAGCAGGCAGUAUCUGAGGGAUGUAAGCAGAGGAUAACUGAGUUGAAUUCCAAGAUCCAGGAAGAAAAACUGAAGAGAAGGAAUCAGAGAAUGGAGUUUGGCCAGCAACUAGAGGAGAUGAUGGAGAAGCACAAAACUCUCUGGGAGUUCCAUAAGGCAGAGAAUCUCUCCCAGGAAAUCAGCAACAUCAGCAACAAGGAUCAGCUCUUGUUGGAGGAAAAGCUAACUCAGGAAAAGCUUAACACCAUCCAGAAGCAGUUGGACAAGUUGACCCAACUUGAGAUCAAGACUGAAGCUACAGCUGUGACCAGUGUGGAUGCCUUCCUACGCAGUGAGGAGGCUGCUGCAGCUGUGCAUCUGUUUGAGGAAGAAAACAAGAAAGCCACAGAAUUUCUAGAGGCAGCCUCUCUACACUAUCACCAGUUACAGCAGAAAUACCAAAGGCUGAAAAAUGAGCUAGAAGCUAUUGGUCAUAGUGGUAUCAAAGAACUCAAGGAGAGAGACACAGAAGAAGCUGCUGAAGGGGAAAGUGCCACUGUUUCCAAAUCUGUCAAAAACACUCUUGGGAUGCAGAAGAAAGAUCAAGAAGUCAGGCAUGGCCAUGGGAAACACUCUGACCCACCAGGUUCAUCCUCAUCCUAAAGGAGCCACCUAAUAAAUAAGCAAAGUGAAGCUUUGCCUACACAAGUUUGUAGAGACUUAGUAAUCUGGACCUUGAGGCCUGUAGAUUGGCCCUUGAGAAUCUUUUCCUGAAUAAAGACAGUUAUUUUCUGCUC